AUGGCAACGACAACAGCAACUGCCGAUCCGGCGCUCAACAAGGAGUAUCAACAGGACACUGCCGUCCAGGACCAUGCCGUUGAGCAUGGCACCAACGGUGCAACCAACCAACGAUACUAUGGCGGAAACCCCCUCGCACACACAACCACGACAGAAUCAGCACGUCUGCCUGCCUUUGGUGGUGAGUUCCAGCCAGGUCUUUACAGGCCCAAUGACCACCGCAAGUUUGCCAACCCGGCCCCUCUUGGAUUGAGUGCUUUCGCCUUGACUACCUUCGUCUUGUCCCUCAUCAACAUUCAGGCUAGAAAUGUAUCGGAAACGAAUAUUAUGAUUUCUUUAGCUUUUGGAUACGGUGGAUUUGUCCAGCUUUGCGCUGGCAUGUGGGAGGUCGCUGUUGGAAAUACUUUUGGUGCCACGGCUCUUUCGUCAUACGGCGGCUUCUGGAUUUCUUUUGCAAUCAUCCUCACCCCAAGCUUCAAUAUCGCGGCUGGAUACUCCCCCAAGGACGCGGCAACAGGAAAGCUUACAGGACAUGGCGUCAAUGAUUUCAACAACGCCAUGGGAUUUUUCCUCCUGGGCUGGUGGAUCUUCACGACCAUUUUGCUGAUUUGCACUCUCCGCUCCACCGUCGCCUUCUUCAUGCUCUUCUUCACUCUUGACAUCGCAUUCCUGUUGCUCGCCAUUGGCCAUUUACAAGCCGAUGCCGCCGGAAAGGGGAACCUUGCAUGCCAAAAGGCCGGUGGCUACUUUGGCUUAUUCGCGGCGCUCUUGGCGUGGUAUAAUGCCUUGGCAGGUAUUGCCGAUUCUAGCAACUCAUUCUUUGUCAUUCCUGUCGCCCACUUCCCAUGGUCUGUAAAGGGACGCGAAGAAAGAACUGUUAUCAAGUCCGAGCGCGACACUGUUUAA
Venustampulla echinocandica is the source of this 906-nucleotide messenger RNA. RefSeq names its product Glyoxylate pathway regulator. Lineage: Eukaryota; Fungi; Ascomycota; Leotiomycetes; Helotiales; Pleuroascaceae. The record is from RefSeq and is a predicted model, not a curated record. Bases 1 to 906 code for a protein of 301 amino acids. Gene Ontology annotation, molecular function: acetate transmembrane transporter activity. Gene Ontology annotation, cellular component: plasma membrane. The transcript is spliced from 3 exons.